UUUAUCUUGGCUUGUGACUCAGUUGUGCGUUGCUGUAAAGUCCUUCUGGAAGGCAUGCCUCUGCCUCUAACAAGCCCGGCUCUCUGAGCUCUGAAGAGAGACCCCAGUGAGAGAAGCCAGCCCCCUCCUCCCCCUUUUAACAGCACGCAGCCAGUCUCUUGUGUGAGCCCUGGCAAAGAUCAGUUCAGUCUCCCUGGCUAUGGCUCCUGCUCAGGCCCAAAUCAUCCAUGCUGGGCAGGCGUGCGUGGUGAAAGAGGACAACAUCAGCGAGCGUGUUUACACGAUUCGGGAGGGGGACACGCUGGUCCUGCAGUGUCUGGUCACAGGACACCCCCGGCCACAGGUGAGAUGGACCAAAACUGCUGGCAGCGCAUCGGACAAAUUCCAAGAGACGUCAGUGCUUAACGAGACCCUGCGGAUUGAGAAGAUCCAAAGGCUGCAGGGGGGCCGCUAUUACUGUAAAGCAGAAAAUGGGGUUGGGGUCCCAGCCAUCAAGUCCAUUCGAGUAGAUGUGCAGUAUCUAGAUGAACCUGUCCUCACCGUUCACCAGACCAUCAGCGAUGUACGUGGCAGCUUCUACCAGGAGAAGACUGUCUUCCUCCGUUGCACUGUCAACUCCAACCCGCCAGCUCGCUUCAUAUGGAAACGGGGAGCUGAGACGCUUUCCCACAGUCAGGACAAUGGCGUGGACAUCUAUGAACCCCUUUACACACAGGGUGAAACCAAAGUCCUGAAGCUGAAGAACCUGAGGCCCCAGGACUACGCCAGCUACACGUGCCAGGUGUCCGUCCGCAAUGUCUGCAGUAUCCCUGACAAGUCCAUCACCUUCCAGCUCACAAAUACCACAGCCCCACCUGCUCUGAAACUGUCGGUCAAUGAGACGUUGGUGGUCAACCCCGGUGACAACAUCACUAUGCAGUGUUCUCUGACCGGCGGUGACCCACAGCCAGAGGUGGUUUGGUCUCACUCUCCCGGCCCAAUGCCUCCCAGCAGCCUCGUGCAAGGAGGCAACCUCACCAUCUGGAGGAUCCGUGUAGAGGACUCAGGCUACUACAACUGCACAGCCGUCAACAACGUGGGGAACCCAGCCAAGAAGACAGUGAACCUGCUGGUGCGGUCCAUGAAGAAUGCCACGUUCCAAAUCACCCCUGAUGUGAUCAAAGAGAGUGAGACCAUCCAGUUAGGGCAGGACUUGAAACUCUCAUGCCACGUGGAUGCUGUCCCCCAGGAGAAGGUUGUCUACUCCUGGUACAAGAAUGGGAAGCCAGCCAGGUUCUCAGACCGGUUGCUCAUCACCAGGAAUGACCCCGAGCUCCCACCUGUGACCUGCAGCUUGGAGAUUAUUGACCUGAGGUUCAGUGACUACGGCACCUACCUGUGUGUGGCCACCUUCCAGGGAGCACCCAUUCCUGACCUCAGCGUGGAGGUGAACAUCUCCUCAGAGACAGUGCCGCCAACCAUCAGUGUCCCCAAAGGUCAGUCCACCAUCACCGUCCGGGAGGGCUCCAGGGCUGAGCUGCAGUGCGAGGUGCGAGGGAAGCCCAAGCCACCCAUCAUCUGGUCCCGGGUAGAUAAGGAAACCCCCAUGCCUUCAGGGACAAUGACGGCGGAGACAUAUGAUGGGAAGCUGCGCCUGGAGAGUGUGAGCCGAGAGAUGAGUGGGACCUAUAAGUGUCAGACAGCCAGGUACAAUGGCUUUAACAUCAGACCCCGGGAAGCCCUGGUGCAGCUCAACGUGCAGUUCCCGCCGGUGGUGGAGCCAGCCUUCCAGGACGUGCGCCAGGGCGUGGGGCGCAGCGUCACCCUGCGCUGCACCAUGCUGAAGGGCAGCCCCAUGAAGGUGGCCACCUCUGUCUGGCGUUUCAACGGGACCCUCCUGGCGCAGCCCCCGGCAGAGCAGCAGGAUUACUCCGAGCUGAAGGUGGACAGCGUGAGCCGGGAGACCAGCGGGAACUACGAGUGCAGCAUUUCCAACGACGUGGGGGUGUCCGCCUGCCUCUUCCAGGUGUCUGCAAAAGCUUACAGCCCAGAGUUUUACUAUGAUACUCCCAACCCCACCUUGAGCCAGAAGCAAUCCAAGAAUUACUCUUACAUCUUGCAGUGGACACAGAAGGAGCCUGAUGCUGUGGAUCCCAUCCUCAAGUAUCGCCUGGAAGUCAGGCAGCUGGCUCAGAGAAGCACCACCCAAACCUUCAUUCCUGUGCAGAAGAUGGAGAAGGGCCUGCUGCUGGAGCACAUCUUGCCCAACCUGAAAGUGCCUCAGAGCUACGAAGUUCGCCUGACGCCCAUCACCAGCUUCGGGGCUGGGGACAUGGCUGCCCGCAUCAUCCGGUACAUGGAACCAAUCAACUAUCCCAACCCAACAGAUAACACCUGCCGCUUCGAGGACGAGAAGAUCUGUGGCUUCGUGCAGGACAAGAUGGACAACUUCGACUGGACGCGGCAGAACGCCCUGACCCAGAACCCCAAGCGCACCGUCAACACGGGGCCCCCCACGGACAUCAGCGGUACGCCGGAGGGUUAUUACAUGUUCAUCGAGGCAUCUCGGCCCAGGGUGACAGGAGACAAAGCCCGGCUGAUCAGCCCCGUCUACAACAUCACGGCCAAGUACUACUGUGUCUCCUUCUACUACCACAUGUACGGCAAGCACAUCGGCUCCUUGAAUCUGCUGGUUCGUGUGCGGAACAAGCGGGCCAUCGACACCCAGGUGUGGUCACUCAGCGGGAACCGGGGGAACAUGUGGCAGCAAGCACACGUGCCCAUCAACCCACCAGGACCUUUCCAGAUCAUCUUUGAAGGUGUCCGGGGCACGAGCUACGAGGGGGACAUUGCCAUCGACGAUGUCACUCUGAAAAAGGGGGACUGUCCGAGGAAGCCAAUUGGACCAAAUAAGGCGGUUGCUCUUCCAGGAAGCGGUGUCCCAGCCCUGCACAGCCCUUGUCUUUGUGGCCCAUUGACUUUCUUCCUUUACGUGCUGCUCAGAUGAUGGCAAGCGAGCGCUCCUGUCUUCGGACCGAGACAUUCCUGCUCCUUUCCUACUCAGCCACCUCUGCUCCUCUUCCUCCCCUCCUCACUGGCACACCAAAGUGUCCAUACGUUACCAAAGACUGACAGGCAUGACCACGCAAAGGGAUCUGGUUCAGAACUGGAGCAUUCCUUGAGAAAGUCGUAAUGUCUAAAACAAAAUUAAAAAAAUAAAGACAAGUUUUUUUUAAAAAAAAAGCACGUGCACAAGAGAGUGAGAGAAAGAGAGGAAGGAAGGAAAGAAACAGAAAAACAGGAAAGAAGGAACAAAAGACAAAAAAUAGGAAUGAAGAAAUGUGAAGAGCAAAAGGAGGAAAAAACCACCCCCAUGUUUCCUUGGGAAUGUCGGACAGGGCUUCCUCAGGGAAGUGGGAACUUGUUUUAAACAAACAAACAAACAAAAAAUAUAUUAAAGCACAAAUUUCUACCAGAACAGUUACCUUCUUUACUGCAGAGCCCACGGCUUCGUGGACGACACACCGCAGUGCUCCCCUCGCCGCCCCGUGCUCCCCUGCUGGCUGGGGCUGCCCUGCAGCAUCGCAGCGGCAGCCCCACAUGCCAGCGGCCGGAGCACCUUGCCUCCUCCGCAUGUGCUUCAGUGUCUCCAUCCACCCACAUCCUCCAGGCUCCCAUGUAUUUAAUUGCCCCCCGUGUGGUUUGCUUUGGCUCAUGCUGCCAUCCUUUCCCCACCUCUCUGUGCUCCUCGCCCGGCAGCCUGAAGAAGACGGAGCAGGAACGGACCCACCCCAUGGACCGCGCUGAGGGGUGGAGGAGGCCCGGCUGGAUCCGGCCGUGGUGCUGGCCUCAGCCUCUUUCUCUCUCUCAGCACCUCUGGCUGGGUGGAGAAGCUGUGAGAGCAGAUCAGCCGCUGGAAAGCGACGGAGCUAAUACGUUUCAUUUGAUGCGAAGUUAAGUAAUUCGGAAUGCCUGAGCACAGCUCUUCCCGGCCGUACGGGAGCACAAAGAUGUUUCAUCUCCGUGACAAAUCUCAGCGCGGCACGUAGCGUGUGAAUGGCUCGGGAGCUCCUGAGCUGCACGGGCGGGCACGGCAUGCUUGUGGGUCUGCCCCGCAGCGACAGGGAGCCCCAAUUCUGGGAGGUGGUUUUGUUCUGGAAGGAGGGGCCCCUGGUGUGUAACAUCCCAGGACAAGAAGACUCUCUGAGAGUUUGCUGGAGGUGACCUGUUGCUCUCCUCAAGCUUUGCUGUUUGUCCUCUUCUGCUCCCCAGCCCUAGCUUCUCAGUGCGUUGGUGUAGCUGGUGGCAUCAGCUCUGGGUAAAGUAGCCUAGUGCCAGUGCUUUCAAGUAGAUGAUCUUGGCCUGUUUUCAUGGCUCUUGGGAUCGUCUAGAUUUACCCUCUGACCCCAGAGGGCUCCACAACAUGCAUUCAUCUCUCAGGACAUUCCCAAAAAGCUGGGGAUGCUACAGAUACUUGGCUCUUCUUUGUGCUUUUGGUCACAGCCCUUGCCAAACAGCAUGGAGACCGUCUCCAGUGUCUAGAUGGGGUGGAAGAUUUGGUGCCAGGAAGGUUUCACUUGGGCCUUUUUCCCAGCCAGAACCAUCCUGCCUGUAUCACAAUGCACAUAGAGGAGGAAAGGGGCUGUCACGCAGUAUGCGACUGUCUCACAAGGCAGCAGCCGUGGCCAGAGGUGAGCAUCAGGCAGCGCUUCCCACAGUCUUCCCCACUCCAUCUUCCCCACUCCAUCUGCCCCGAUCUCACCCUCACCAGGCAUUUCAUUUCCAGCCUGGAGAGACUAGCAGCAGAUCAUCCCUGGAUCCCAUAGAUGGGGAUCACACCAAAAUCCCGUCCUCAGCUUGCAAGGGGCAGGGAGAACCAGCUCAGGCCCAACAGUGAACCACUUCAGUGGGAUCCAGAGCCAGCAAGAUGCCACCACCCUCAUGCUUCCAGGUUGUCAAGGCCAGUAGAAAGUACGUGUUGACCUGGCAGAAACACUCAGAAACACCUCCUCCCCCCCAAAAAAAGGAGCUGCGCACAGACUCUGUGUAUUUUGGGACACCACGGAGAAAGGGGGGGGUCCUCUGCUGUCACUUGUUUCUUUUCACAUCGGCAUCCUGGGUGGGGACCCUGGGACAGAGCCCACCCACCUCCUCAUCACCACUGCGUCUUGUCCCGCCCUGCUCCACAUCUCGUAGGGUGCUGCCUCUGCCGCUGAGCAGAGCUGGGGCCCUCUCACCGCCACGAUACCGAGACGUCCGCAACGUUCAAAGCACAAAGCACAAAGGGACUGAACCGAACCUUUUAAACAGGGUGAGAUGUUUUAUAAGCGUUGCCUCGUCCACCCCCCCACCCUGACGCACCCGCCGUGUAACCUAUAGAUUCCCAGCGUGGAUUGUUUCAUUCAAAUAAAGCUGCAGUACCC
This is a messenger RNA of Oxyura jamaicensis (ruddy duck), 5402 nucleotides long. RefSeq names its product MAM domain containing glycosylphosphatidylinositol anchor 1 (gene MDGA1). Gene Ontology annotation, cellular component: plasma membrane. The coding region runs from base 200 to 2986 and encodes 928 amino acids. Gene Ontology annotation, molecular function: protein binding. The transcript has 19 exons. Gene Ontology annotation, biological process: homophilic cell-cell adhesion. Lineage: Eukaryota; Metazoa; Chordata; Aves; Anseriformes; Anatidae. The record is from RefSeq and is a predicted model, not a curated record.